AUUUUGAAAUUUGUUACAGAAAAAUGGCGAGUGGAACUUCAGAUGUAGGUCUGAUAGGCUUAGCAGUUAUGGGACAAAACUUGGUUCUAAAUAUGAAUGAUCAUGGGUUCAAAGUUGCCGUUUUUAACAGAACAGUUUCUAAAGUGGACGACUUUCUGAACGGUGAAGCCAAAAAUACCAAUAUAGUAGGUGCACACUCGUUGCAAGAGUUUUGUGCCCUUUUAAAGAAACCAAGAAUAAUCAUUCUUCUGGUGAAAGCUGGAGAAGCAGUUGAUCAGUUCAUCUCUAUGCUGCUACCUUACUUGUCUCCUGGGGAUCUUAUAGUUGACGGGGGAAACUCACACUUUCUGGACACAAGGAGAAGAACUAAAGAAGUUGAGGCCAAAGGAUUGCUUUUUAUUGGAACAGGAGUUUCUGGAGGUGAAGAAGGUGCAAGACAUGGACCUUCCAUUAUGCCUGGUGGCUCGUCCGAAGCCUGGAAGUUAGUGAAACCCAUUUUUCAGGCUAUUAGUGCUAAGGCCAACGGAGAGCCUUGUUGUGAAUGGGUAGGUGAAGAUGGCGCUGGCCAUUAUGUGAAAAUGGUCCACAAUGGAAUAGAAUACGGAGACAUGGAACUUAUCUGUGAAGCAUACAAUCUGUUGCACCGGGGCUUGAAGCUUAGCAACGAAGAGAUUGCAGAUGUAUUCACGCAGUGGAAUAGCGGAGUUUUAAACUCUUAUCUGAUUGAGAUAACCGCAAAUAUUUUAAAGUUUAAGGAUACUGAUGGCUCCGAUUUAGUGGAGAAGAUUUUGGACACAGCUGAGCAGAAAGGAACUGGUAAAUGGACUGCCAUGUCUUCGUUGGACCUCAAUGUUCCGGUAACGUUGAUUGCAGAAGCUGUAUUUUCGCGAAUUCUGUCAUCUAUGAAGGAAGAACGUCUAAUUGCAUCAAAGACGUUUGGUUCGUAUUCGUCCAAUGUGACCAUUCAUGAUAAGAAUGCGUUCAUUCAGGAUGUUCAUGACGCCUUGUAUGCUUCCAAGAUUGUUAGUUAUGCGCAAGGAUAUAUGUUAUUACGAGAGGCAGCCAGUCACUAUGGUUGGAAUCUGAAUUAUGGAGGUAUUGCUUUAAUGUGGCGCGGUGGAUGUAUUAUUCGUUCAGUGUUUUUGGGACAAAUUCGUGAUGCUUUUCUUCAAAGUCCCAAAUUGUCUAAUCUGUUGCUGAACGACUUUUUCAAAGCUGCACUAUUGAAGGGAGAAAGAGGUUGGAGAAAUGUAGUUGCUCAAGCAGCUUAUAUGGGCAUUCCUUGUCCCGCCUUUAGUUCCAGUCUUGCCUUUUUUGAUGGCUAUCGUUCAGAACGCCUCCCAGCAAAUCUUUUACAAGCACAGAGAGACUAUUUUGGUGCUCAUACGUAUGAAAGAGUGGAUCAGCCACGCGGCAAGUAUUUCCAUACAGAUUGGACUGGUAGUGGUGGUCGUGUUACUUCUAAUGCUUACAAACUAUAGUUUCUCUUGCAGUUUUCUGAUUGCAAUAAAUACCUUUGUAAGGAUUGUCCGUUUCAACUCAGUUUGUUAA
Molecule: messenger RNA, 1551 nt
Organism: Galdieria sulphuraria
Lineage: Eukaryota; Rhodophyta; Bangiophyceae; Galdieriales; Galdieriaceae
Product: 6-phosphogluconate dehydrogenase
Exons: 3
Coding region: 24-1481 (485 amino acids)
Biological process (GO): pentose-phosphate shunt; pentose-phosphate shunt, oxidative branch
Cellular component (GO): cytosol
Molecular function (GO): phosphogluconate dehydrogenase (decarboxylating) activity; NADP binding
Source: RefSeq, a predicted model, not a curated record